UCUAGCACCUUUGGGGAAACACACUGACGUGUAAAAAGCUAUCCAAAGAUAAUGCAGGCUUUGAAAGCUGUUGCAAUUAUCUUCGUCUGUUUAGGCCUGCUGUUUCAGACACACUGUGCUUCACUGCACCCACAAGACUCGCAGCUAAUAAGGCAGAAGAGAAUGACACCUUUCUGGAGGGGGAUUUCGAGGCCAGUUGGAGCAUCCUGCAGAGAUAACAGUGAGUGCUCCACGAGACUGUGCAGGAACAAACACUGCUCCCUAAAAUCUUCACAGGAGUGAUUCUUUCCUAAGGAAAAGAAAACACUGCUGUUACCUUUGACAAUGCUCUU
Messenger RNA from Elgaria multicarinata webbii, 332 nucleotides. It is a transcript of the gene LEAP2, whose product is annotated as liver enriched antimicrobial peptide 2. Lineage: Eukaryota; Metazoa; Chordata; Lepidosauria; Squamata; Anguidae. The transcript has 3 exons. Gene Ontology annotation, biological process: defense response to bacterium; antimicrobial humoral immune response mediated by antimicrobial peptide. The record is from RefSeq and is a predicted model, not a curated record. The coding region runs from base 52 to 282 and encodes 76 amino acids.